GUGGCAAGAAACUCAAAUAAAAAAAUAUACCAGCGUUUGAUUUGCGAUAAAUCCCAGAUUAUUUUAUAAUUCUACUGUUAUUUGUUUACCUGAACUGGAUUAAUUGAUAAAAAAACCUAAGAUAACAUACUUAUUUACACCUUAGGAGUUGUUGACCUUUUCAUAAAUCCAAUAUUUGCCGCAGUGAAAAUUCAAAUUUGCAAUUAAAAGAUGCCGGUGCCAGUACAAAAAUUGCCCAAAAAUUCCCGAAUCGAUGGAGUAAAAAGGGAAUUUAUUGAAAAAUUCGAAACACAUCCUGAGUUUUUCGUCAGGUUGCCUGGAAGAGUAAAUCUUAUAGGAGAACACAUAGACUACUGUGGAUAUGGGGUGUGCCCCAUGGCCUUGGAUCAGGAUAUUUUCCUGGCUGUUGCUUCCCAGGAACCGGAAAAGUUAAUUCUGCACAACACCGACACCAAAUUUGAAAAGUUUGAGUGUGAUUUUGAAAAUAUCAGUAUCUCGUUAGAUCCGUCAGGACCAAAAUGGCACCAAUACUUCAUGUGUGGCGUCAAAGGCAUAAUGGACAUCUUGGAUCAAUCCCAAAAAAACCAAAUUAAAGGGCUGCUAGUGCUGGUGCAUGGCACUGUGCCCCAAAGCGCCGGGCUAUCCAGCAGUAGUGCGCUAGUAAGCGCUGCUGCUUUGGCCACAGCCCACGCAUUUGGUCUGUCAUUAACCAAAGAAAAAUUAGCAGACUUAUGCGCCUCUUGUGAAAGAUACAUCGGAACACAAGGGGGCGGAAUGGAUCAAGCUAUAGCUUUCCUAGCCAAAGAGGGUUGUGCCAAAUUAAUAGAAUUUGAGCCUUUAAGAUCGACAGAAGUGAAACUGCCUCAGGGAGCAGUUUUCGUCGUAGCCCACAGUUUAAGCAAAAUGAAUAAAGCUGCAACAGCCGAUUUUAAUUGUCGGGUUGUCGAAUGUAGACUGGCUGCACAGAUCCUUUCAAAAAAGCUGGGUUUAGACUGGACGAAAAUAAAACGUCUUGGGGAUUUGCAGUCAAAAUUAAACUUAGACCUGGAUGAAAUGAUCGCCCUGGCAAAACAGCAUUUGAAAGAAACAACAUAUAGCAAAGAUGAAAUCAUUAGGGCACUGGAGACUAAUGCCGUUGAACUGGAGAGCAUUUCACUUACGCCGAAUACUAAGGAUAUUCAAAACUUUAAGUUAUUCCCUAGGGCUUAUCACGUUUUUAAUGAAGCGAAAAGGGUAGCAGAGUUCUAUAAAACUUGUCAAAAUCAUGGUGGUGGUGAAAGUGCUUUGGUAACUCUUGGGAGUUUAAUGAGACAAAGUCAUGAAAGUUUAAGGGAUUUAUACGAAUGUAGCCAUGAACAGUUGGACAAGAUUGUAGAGUUAUCAAAGGAUUUUACAUUGGGAACUCGAUUGACUGGAGCAGGUUGGGGUGGUUGUACAGUUUCUCUAGUAGCUCCAGACAAAGUUGAAGAUUUCCUGGAACAUAUGAGAGAAAACUUUUAUAAGCCUAUGGGAGUUAGUGAUAAUUUCGAUAUGGUUCUUUUUAAGACCGCCCCACAGGGCGGAGCCUGCAUUUUUAUCGAAAAAGAGUUGUAAUGUGUUGUUCAUUCAGUAUUAAUCAAGCAAUAUUCUUUAUUUCUUUUAUAAAUAGUAAUAAACAGAACAUACUUUUAAUGUGACACAAUCUAUUAAGUAAAUUACAAAUAUAUUCCUUGAAUGAUUUCA
Molecule: messenger RNA, 1722 nt
Organism: Anthonomus grandis grandis
Lineage: Eukaryota; Metazoa; Arthropoda; Insecta; Coleoptera; Curculionidae
Product: N-acetylgalactosamine kinase
Exons: 8
Coding region: 211-1593 (460 amino acids)
Biological process (GO): galactose metabolic process; carbohydrate phosphorylation
Cellular component (GO): cytoplasm; cytosol
Molecular function (GO): ATP binding; galactokinase activity
Source: RefSeq, a predicted model, not a curated record